AUGAUUAUUGUGAACAAAACAAGCACACGAAUGACACUUUCACUCUGCGUGGUGCUAGCAGUUGUGAUUAUAAUUUCAAUUCUGACCGAGGGAUCAAAAACAUCAUUCCGAAUCCACAACGAAAGUCAUCCUCUUCUUCGAAAGGCAGUAAUUUCAACGAUACAAUUCAAACAUGGUCGAUAUUUGAAACUCCCAAAUUGUUUUCAAUUUGAUUGGUCUGCCAUUUCAUUUUACACUCAAUUUUCCAUUACUAACAACAAGUUACACGAGUCACAUGCAAACAAGGGUCCUGUCAAACAAUCCACAACUUCAAAUGUGAUUCUUUCACUUCAAGAUCAUGGAAAUUGGUAUAAUGUUUAUUUAUGGAAAAUGGCCAAUGAUUCUUUGAAUGCUGAAUCCUCUCGAAUACUUGUCGAUACUCAAAUUCUUGUGACCAAUCAAACAUCCUCUCCAAAAAAUUAUACAGUGAGUUUCACAUGGCAGAUUCAUCCAAGUGAACUUGGAGCUUUUACUUCUUAUGAAAUUGAAGUUGAAAAGAGAACAGAAGCAUUCUUAGGAAUUGUUUCAUUAUAUGGAAUGUAUCUUGCAAAUGAUGACGAUGACAACAUGAUUCACAUCCAUAACACAAAAUCUCAAACUCAUUCCUCAUCUUUUUCUACGAGUAGUAGUAGUAGUAGUAGUACUUUUACCAGUCUCCACAAUACAACUAAGGAAGAUCUCAUUGUAGAAUUCUUGGGAGAUUCUCUUUCAUGUGCCUAUGGUAAUUUAGGUCAUCCACCAUGUGCUUACACUCCAUCCACUCAGGACGUUCAUCAAAGUUUUGUGAUAAAAACUGCUCAAUAUCUUCAAGCGAGUGAAUAUCAUGUGGAGUGUUGGAGUGGAAAGGGUGUGGUUCGAAAUUUUGGAGAAAAUUCCACACAAUCCAAAGAUCCAUUUCCUUAUUAUUAUCCAAGAACGAUUGCAAAUUCUGGAGAGUAUGAAUGGAAUUAUCAAACUUAUAUUCCUCAUUUGGUGGUGAUUACCUUAGGAGGAAAUGAUUUCAGUACCUCACCACGUCCUUCCUUCUCUGAAUACUAUCAAGGCUAUCUUAAAUUAUUGGAAUUUAUUUUUUCAAACUAUGAAAAGGCUCAACAACGGAACGUAUUGAGAGAAACAGUUUUGAAACCUGUCACUGCAAUCGAUACCACCACGACAACCGAUUCAGGAAGAAUGAAUCGUCUCAAAGUAGUGUUAGUAUGUGGUCCGCUCAUGUAUGAUUGUUAUGAAAAUUUCACAGAACGAGUCGCAGAGAAUGCAAAACAUAAAUUUGGAGAACAUUCCAUUCAUUUUCUCUCCAUGCACAACUUGUUGAAUGCUGAACACGAUAUUGGUUGUGCUGGUCACCCCAAUACACGUGGUGAUGAGAAGAUGGCUCGCUUGUUAAGCGAUUUUAUCAAGAGUAACGUGUUGCUUUAG
Molecule: messenger RNA, 1455 nt
Organism: Naegleria lovaniensis
Lineage: Eukaryota; Heterolobosea; Eutetramitea; Acrasida; Naegleriidae
Exons: 2
Coding region: 1-1455 (484 amino acids)
Molecular function (GO): carboxylic ester hydrolase activity
Source: RefSeq, a predicted model, not a curated record